AAAACCAAUCAAGACUGUGGAGAGGAAAGACUUGAGGAGGGGAAUCCUUGGCAUCGUAAAGUGAGUAGAGAGAGCCGAGAGAGCGUGGCCAUUUCGUCAUCAUCCUUCAUUUCUCUUCAUUUCCUUUCAUUAGAUUUCAAUUCCCAAUGCCUCACAGAAAGUUUACGUUGUGCUUCCUGGGUUCUCUCUGUAGCUCAAUUGGGAUCUUCUCAUCAAAAUGGAUCCGUUUAUUGCGCUUAAGUAACCUUUUUUCCUUCUUCUCUCCUUCUCUGUUCACAACUUAGAUUCUCAGUCUCAGUCUCAGUCUCAGUCUGUGUGAACCUUAACUGAGGAUUAAUUCCUUUUCCUAUUGUCCUCUCCUUUUACUUUCUUCUACCUUCUUCUUCUUUUCCUCCUCUUUUAACGCCUUUUCUUCAAGAAGCUAAGUUAUGGUUAGAGAGUGGUCAUGGGGUGGUGGCCGAUCCUCGACCACAAGGAGAGUGGAAAGGGAUACCUCUGGUUGCAUCAGUGGUGUGCUUCAGCUACUUUUUGAUCAUCAGUUUCAGUUCCCCUUACACCAACCUUGCUUCAAGUCCCCAGACUCAUUUCUUCCUGAAGACCCCACAAUCCUUAAAGGUUUGGAAGCACCAAGGAAUAGCUUGGAGUCAGAGGAGGAUCCCUGCAUGGGAACUCUGCGCUUAUCUUCAAUCACCAAGGAAGACGACUUGAAUCUUCCAAAAAUGAUCGAAAUUCGAUUAGGAACAAAAGGUGGCAUGGAGGAGAUAUCUUCAGAGACCAGUACUUCUCCGGUGAUCAAAACCCCGAAUCUGGUAGCUCGGCUCAUGGGUCUUGAUCUCCUGCCUGAAAGCUCCCCUAUUUCUUCCUCCUCCUCCUCGACCACCACUUCCGAAUCAGCCCAUGUCAGUGGACGUUCGCGAGGAAAGUUUCACCAAGAACAAAAUCUUAAAGAGAAACUAGCUUGUGCAGCAGUGAGGAGAGAUCUUCGAUCCCGGAAAACUAUCCAUGAGAGUCGUUCUUUACCCGAUUCUCCACGAAUCUCUUCGGCCAGAAGAUCAUCAGAUAUGGAUCCCAGGCUCUCUCUUCAAAUCAAUAAAGAGAACCUGAUGGUUCCACCUGAAGAAUUUACCUCUAGAAACUCCCUCUCUUGCUCUCAUUAUUCCACCAAGUCCAGAAAGAAAGAGUGGAGGCAAGGGAAUGAAAACAGAAAUCCAAGCUACUAUGCUCGGCAGAUUGUCAAACAGGUGAAAGAGAGUGUCGGCAGGAGAAAAAUGGGUCUCGACAUUACAAACACCACCAGAAACGGAUCGAGUGAAGAUAUUCCCACGAUCAAACCCCAUAGAACAAGGCUUUUAAAUCAUACAAAAAUGGGAGAUGAAUCGAGCCCAGGUAAACACUCAGCACAAUCACGCUCUCCUCGGCUCAGGUUCUUGGAGCCGGAAAAUAAACGGGUCACAGCUCCAUCAACCAGUCAUGAUCAAUGCUUAAACAGUCCAUCGACAUCUGCAAGUACUGAUAAUGAACCACAACCAAAAGCUCCAAGGAGACCGAGACCGCAGCCCUCGAACAGAUCAGCGACCACGAAAUGCAAGAAAGGCAGCAGCAAGCGCUUCACUGAACGUCUCACAAAGCCUCCUCAAAUUACAGAGACGGUAAGAAACAUGAGAGAAGAAGCAUUUGUCCGUGCAACCCCAGUAGCAAAACCUAAUCACUACAAGAAUUCCAAGAAAAACCCAUUGUCUAAGGACCUUGUCCUCCUUGGGCUCAAGAAGGACCAGCAAAAGUGUUCUACUAAUCAAAAACUGGUAGCCCAAAGUUCAAAACAGAGUUCACAGUUAUCUAGUUGUUUGAGCCAGAAGUACAACAGACAAGAAGAGACGGAGAUGCUCGCCCGCCAAGACCAGAACAAGGGGAACAGUAACAGCAGCAGCAAGAAAGGUGGUAGUGCAGAAUUCCGGUACGUAAAAAAGAUAUUAAGAAGUACAGGAAUUCACAGGGAUGCGUUUGUUUCUAUCACGAGAUGGUUCUCUCCAUAUCACCUUCUCAACCCAUUAAUCUUCCACUACCUCGAAAAUUCCUUCCCUUACUCCAAAACAGAAAAUAAUGGCGAUGACGAUGAAGAAGAAGAAGAAGGAGAAGAAGAAAUUGAUCUGGGUACGAUAAGGCACCGUUGCAAUAGAAAGCUGUUGUUCCAAUUAGUGGACGAGAUUCUGGUGGAUGUGCUGAGACCGUAUCUGAAGAGGAAACCAUGGCUCUGCUCCAUCCAUGGUGAGUUAUUGCCAGCAAGUAUCAACAAGGAAACCCAGAUGAGGAUGACGGGUUUGCGGCUUAUGGAACUCUUGUGGUCGCGCAUUCAGAGCUUCCCAGCCGCCAACUGUCAGAUCCUCCAAGACAUCGACAACCUGGUCGAGAAGGACCUGCCAGAUGCUAACAUCCACACGGUGCUCUCUUACUCUGAGGAAGGCGAGUCAAUCGUCUUUGAGAUCGAACGUGAUAUUCUCGACUCACUCCUUCAUGAGAUCGUGGCCACUUUCGUCUUCUUCGAGUAGAGAAGAGAGAGAAAGAGGAGAGAGAAGCCGUUUCUUGACGGAUGGCUGACGUCAGUGAGUCUCCGUCCGUACGAAAACGGAAAUUGCCGCACAAAAUGUUGAGGAAAAGCAUCCAGCGUAGAAACUGACAUAAGUCACAUGGAGUAAUCACGUGAUGAGAUGCGAUUCGUGGGUGGGGUGCGGUCCCUUGCUACACACGAGUGAAAAGUCGCUGCAUAGUAGACACGUGGAAAAUGGGCAACGACCGGCGCCGACAGCAAUCGGCGGGGGCGGAGGUUCAUUGGCGGGGGUUGUGGUAGGUUUAGUAGGUUACAGGUGGGCCGAUUUCAAAUGUGAAGUUGAUCAGAGCGGGAAAUUCAAAUGGAUGUAUAGGCGCUAUGGCUAGUAUUUAUUUAGUUAAUAACAUAUGUUUAGCCAAAUCUAAAAUGUAUAAAAUAAUUGUUUUGUCUUACUCUA
Molecule: messenger RNA, 3002 nt
Organism: Macadamia integrifolia
Lineage: Eukaryota; Viridiplantae; Streptophyta; Magnoliopsida; Proteales; Proteaceae
Exons: 5
Coding region: 429-2546 (705 amino acids)
Source: RefSeq, a predicted model, not a curated record